AUGGAAUCGCUUGGUACACAAAACCCCGAACAUGGUUCAGACCAUUCAUCAUCCGGCAAUACAUAUGCCUGCUCACAGCAGAACAACGAAAACAGCCGCAAACGAAAGUUGUCUAUUGAGCAAGAUACUAUUGCAUUGGAGCCAAAUGCAAAAUAUCAGUUGACUGAAAAGGCUGAUACGUUGAACGAAGUAGUCCGAAGUUCGUUUCCGCGGUUGAAUGUAAAUCUUCUAGAUCUUAGCGACGAAAUUCUACUAAUGGUAUUGACCCAUCUUGACGGCAACAGCCUACUUCCGUUAUCGAUGACCUGUAGCAGGUUAAAACGAAUAAUAGCAGAUAAAACACUAUGGACGACGGUGGAUUUCACUUCGGCAAAGCUGAUUACGUCGCAGGUACACCAACGUGUGAAAUAUUUACAAGCAGGAAGUACAAAAACAUUGAUGCUGCGUGGCAUGACUAGUUUAUAUCCAGCAGAACAUUGGAAUGUACCAACUGUAACUCCCACAAUUUUAAGGACAAUAGCAUCCCGAUCUCCUACACUGGAGCGCUUAGAGCUUACAGAAGCUUAUUUAGAUAUGAACGAAAUUAAUAUUCUUAUGUUUCCUUGCACGCUGCGUUCGUUGGUACUGAGAAAAUGUGCAUUAUCUGUUCAAAAUAUCCAUGAUCAUUACAUGCUGCACAAUCAACAGAUGCGAUCUUUUUUGUCAAACAUAUAUAAACAUCUUAUCGCUUUAGAAGAACUUACAAUCGAGUACUGCUCGUGGUUCGAUACACAUGAUUUUAUGGUCCUUUCUAAGCUUCCUAACCUGCGCUAUCUCAGUCUUAAAGGCUGCGUGAAUAUUAAGGACUGCGUCCCCUACGCUAGUUUGGCGACAAGGUUCGGCUUCAAAAAAUUAGAAGUACUCGAUUUACGUGAUACCCCGAUUUCCGAUUCCGAUGUCAGUUGCUUCAAUAUUGUGCACUCAUUGAAAGAAUUGAUGCUUGAAUGCCCUGAGCACCUACGAACGGAACGAGGACUACAAGAGUAUAACGACGCAGAACGGCAACGAGUGGAACAACUACAUCGUUUAGCUGCACCCGAUCUGAAUCAAAACGAACGAGAAGAGAAUAAUGCUGCCAAUCAAGUAAAUGUUGAUGUUGCUCCUCUAAAUAUACCUCCAAGGCAUGGCGUAUUGGAGAUACGUAUUGUUAAUGAAGAACAUCCUGCACAAUUGAACCGACUCCAGGAUAAUAUAUUACGUAUUAUUCGACGACGAGACGAUCUAUUGCAAAACAAUCAACGACCACCGCCACCUGCUGCAGGAGGACAAAGGCCAGCUGCACCUCCAUCGCCUCCGCUCGUGGUUAAUAUUGCACGAGUAUUUGUACCAGCAGCGCAACAGGCUGCACAACAGCUUCCACCAGAGGAUGGUCCUGCCCAAAUCGCUGGCGGUAGAAACGAUAACAAUCCCAACAACCAUAACAACGCGGAUCGGCAACAAAUUGUCCGCAUAAUUAACAGAGAAAUGUUUCUGCAGCGUCGAGAACCUAUAGGAUGGGACUUUGCGCAACACCGGUUAUUCCCAAAUGCAUUACGCCCUCUAGUACUUGAUCCGAGAGCUGCAAGAGCAGAGAGAGACCCCAAUGCAGUUCAUGGUGCCGAACGACCUGUGGAACCACCAGAAAUUUAUGUACAAUAUCGUCCAGUUUUGAAUCCAAGACAGAAUAACAAUUUAGCUCAAGAUGAUGGACCAGAACCGAUACAGCAACCACCUCAGAAUAAUCCUCCACGACAUUUACCUCACGUAAUUAUUAUGCCAGGAAUUGGCCAACCUGCUCCGAAUUACGUGUCUCUAGUUAGUGAUCGUGGAAUAUGUGCAUACGGAGUAUCACGAAAUGAACUAAGAGGCGUCCUGAUUGGUGGGCCUUUACAUCCGAAUUUGACCGGUUUAGAACGUUUGUCUGUUCGUAAUUAUAAGCUCGUUACCGAUACUUCGUUGGAUCAUCUCGAAUCAGCAGCGCCCCAUCUGAAACUGUUAGAUGUUACUGGCACUUCGGUGACUAUGGAAGGCAUUCGUAAUUUUAAGUUAUCUCGACCAGGUUGUAUUGUCUUAUCAGAUUACGAUAUAUCAUAAUGUAGUAAUCUUCGUAAUUUUUGAAGCGUAAGAAAUACUUUUUUGUAAUUUAUUGCAAAAUCGGAAAUAAUAUACUGUGAAUGUUUCGAACCAUGCCAGAAAUAAAAUUGAAGCAAGAGUGGUU
Anopheles nili is the source of this 2236-nucleotide messenger RNA. RefSeq lists its product as uncharacterized. Gene Ontology annotation, molecular function: protein binding. The coding region runs from base 1 to 2112 and encodes 703 amino acids. Gene Ontology annotation, biological process: SCF-dependent proteasomal ubiquitin-dependent protein catabolic process. Lineage: Eukaryota; Metazoa; Arthropoda; Insecta; Diptera; Culicidae. The transcript has 3 exons. Gene Ontology annotation, cellular component: SCF ubiquitin ligase complex. The record is from RefSeq and is a predicted model, not a curated record.